Molecule: messenger RNA, 240 nt
Organism: Saprolegnia parasitica CBS 223.65
Lineage: Eukaryota; Oomycota; Saprolegniomycetes; Saprolegniales; Saprolegniaceae
Exons: 1
Molecular function (GO): ABC-type oligopeptide transporter activity
Source: RefSeq, a predicted model, not a curated record
GCGACGUCGGCGCUCGACACGGAGAGCGAGCGCAUCGUGCAAGAGUCGUUGGACCGUCUCCUCAGGCAGAAGCGCCGUACGACCGUGAUUGUCGCUCACCGCUUGUCGACGAUCCGCAACGCCGACAUGAUCGCAGUUGUCAACGACGGCAAGGUGUGCGAGCUCGGCACGCACGACGAGCUGGUGAACCUCCCGAACGGCCUCUACGCCAACUUGGUCGCGCGUCAGAUGCAGCAUUAA